This is a messenger RNA of Hipposideros armiger (great roundleaf bat), 1181 nucleotides long. RefSeq names its product junctional sarcoplasmic reticulum protein 1 (gene JSRP1). Gene Ontology annotation, cellular component: sarcoplasmic reticulum. Gene Ontology annotation, biological process: skeletal muscle contraction; regulation of ryanodine-sensitive calcium-release channel activity. NCBI's taxonomy places the organism in Eukaryota, Metazoa, Chordata, Mammalia, Chiroptera, Hipposideridae. Bases 95 to 1099 code for a protein of 334 amino acids. The record is from RefSeq and is a predicted model, not a curated record. The transcript has 7 exons.
GCUGUCUGUUCUGGGGCCGCCCUCCAUCCCGUCCACCAGGCCCAGUGAAGCGGCUGUGGACCCACAUCUGGACCCACUGCUUCUCGACAUCUCCAUGACAACCAGGGCCUUGGAAGAGCUGGAUGGAGGCCUGGGCAACUGCCAGGCGAGUGAGGACCUCUCUGCACUGGAUGACCACUACCCUGGCCAACCUCAGGAUAACAGGACUCGAGUGAUGCCCAGUCUAGCUGACUCCAGCGUCUGGCCCCACGAUUCUCAGGAGCCUGAGGCUGAGGGCAGUCCCACAGGCGGAGUGGAUGCCAGGCCCAAGAAGACAGAAAAGGGGCCUGUAGCCAAAAUGGCCCCAGGACCGGGCAAGGAGAGGCUGAAAGCAGGAGCAACUCCCCGGAGCCCUGCACGCAAGAAGGCACAAGCCGUGCCACCCCCGCAGCCGCCCCCACCGCCCCGGGCCCUGAGCGAGGAGCUACCCUGGGGAGACCUGUCGCUCAACAAGUGCCUGGUGCUCGCCUCGCUGGUGGCACUGCUGGGCUCAGCCUUCCAGCUGUUCCACGAUGCUGUGGCUGGGGAGGCGGACGCCCCUGCGCCUGUCCCUGAGCCAUGGGUCCCACCAAGCUCGGCCCCAAAGGAGCCUGCUUUGCCCCUGCCAACGCCCGUGGCCUUGGCCCCUCCAUCCGGAUCCCCUGUACCCCAGAUGGAGGCAGGGGAGAAGACCAAGGUUCCUGGGAGAGCGGAGGCUGUAGAGAAGGAAAAGGGGGAGCCUGGGGAGGCCGCUGGGAAGGAGCGCGCGCCCCUGGCCCACCGAGGGCUGAAGGAGAGGCCGCGGAAAGAGAGUCCGCGGAAGGAGAGGCGCCGGAAGGAGGAAAGACCGCGGAGGGAGGAGACAACGCAGAAGGCAGAAAAGCCACGGGCCGCUAGGGAGCCCCGGGGAGCCCAACCCCGGGGCUGGGAGGCACGCGAAGAAGGCCGUCGGCCGUGGGUGAGGGACUCCCGAGACCCAGAGCACAGGAAAAGGCAGACCUGGGCUUCCCCGCGGCGCCCCGACGAGGAAGACUGGCCUCUGUGCCGCCGGAAGCACCGCACCGGCAAGGGGCGGGACUGAGCCGGAUCUGGAUCCUGCGCUGGAAUCUCGGGCCUCUUCUUGUGGCCCCCGGUUCCAGCAAAAUAAAGGGAGUACUGCGGUC